Venustampulla echinocandica is the source of this 1233-nucleotide messenger RNA. Its product is annotated as Pyruvate dehydrogenase kinase-like protein. The transcript has 4 exons. The record is from RefSeq and is a predicted model, not a curated record. Gene Ontology annotation, biological process: protein phosphorylation; regulation of glucose metabolic process. Bases 1 to 1233 code for a protein of 410 amino acids. Gene Ontology annotation, molecular function: pyruvate dehydrogenase (acetyl-transferring) kinase activity. NCBI's taxonomy places the organism in Eukaryota, Fungi, Ascomycota, Leotiomycetes, Helotiales, Pleuroascaceae. Gene Ontology annotation, cellular component: mitochondrion.
AUGGUCCAGUUUGGAGAGCGGCCAUCUACCGGAACCCUUUUUCGAGCGUCGCAGUUUCUCUCCGAAGAGCUCCCCAUACGGCUUGCCCAUCGAGUACAAGAGCUCGGCGAUCUUCCAGAUGGCCUCAAUGAGAUGACAUCCAUCAAGAAGGUGCAGGACUGGUAUGCACAGUCCUUCGAGGAGAUAACCAGCCUCCCAAGACCCCAACUAUCGAAAGAGGUUCGCGAUCGCCUUAUGAGGCCUGCGAAAACUGACGGAAAACAAUCGAGGAUCCUAACCGAAGCCACCCAAAAUCCAAAUAAAGCACAAUACUCAUCAUCACCGUGGCAGCAAAAUGGUAACGGAAACGGGAAUGGAGACACGAGGAAGGCAGCGCGCCGGUAUUUUGCCACUGUAGAUGACACAACCGAGUGGCCUCCAGAGCUGCAUGAGUAUAACAAACGACUCGCACAAACAUUGCACCAAAUUAAAAGGCGGCACGAUAGCGUGGUAACCACCGUAGCACAGGGUAUCCUAGAGUACAAGCGGAAGCGGCAGCGGAUGCAAAUCGACAACAAUAUGCAAUCCUUCCUUGACCGUUUCUACAUGUCUCGGAUUGGGAUCCGGAUGUUAAUCGGACAGCAUAUCGCUCUGACAGACCAGAGCCACAACAAGGACCCAGCGUACGUGGGGAUUAUUUGCACCAAGACAAAUGUCCGAGAUCUAGCUCAGGAGGCAAUUGAGAAUGCACGAUUUGUCUGCGAGGACCAUUAUGGCCUAUUCGACGCGCCAAAGGUCCAGCUUGUGUGCCCUCCGAACUUGCAUUUUAUGUAUGUCCCCGGCCACCUAUCACACAUGCUUUUUGAGACAUUGAAGAACUCGUUACGCGCGGUCGUAGAAACACAUGGGCAGGAUAGGGACGAGUUCCCCGUAACAAAAGUCGUCGUUGCAGAAGGCAAGGAGGAUAUUACUAUCAAGGUCUCGGAUGAAGGAGGAGGAAUCCCACGGAGUGCCAUACCCCUUGUUUGGACGUAUAUGUAUACGACGGUCGACACGACGCCAAACCUUGAUCCUGAUUUUGAUAAGAGUGAUUUCAAGGCACCGAUGGCUGGUUUUGGUUAUGGAUUACCGAUUUCGAGACUAUAUGCGAGAUAUUUCGGGGGAGAUCUAAAGUUGAUUAGCAUGGAAGGGUAUGGGACAGAUGUCUACCUCCAUCUUAACAGAUUAUCCAGCUCCUCGGAACCGCUACAAUAA